GUGUUUACUUGCUCUCUCUCUCUUUUUUCUCUCUAAACUCCCAAGGUUUCAUGAGCCAUCAAACCAGCGUGUAAAGCUUUGUCCUGUGAGUUCAACUCUGUGGCACUAUGACUGACCAGGACUACGACUAUCUGAUCAAGCUGCUGGCACUCGGGGACUCGGGGGUGGGGAAGACCACUUUCCUCUACAGGUACACCGACCUCAAGUUCAACCGCAAGUUCACAACCACGGUGGGCAUCGACUUCAGGGAAAAGAGAGUGAAUUACACGGGGAAAGGUGCCGAUGGGAUGACUGAGAAGAACUUCAAAGUCCACCUUCAGCUUUGGGACACAGCGGGACAAGAGAGGUUCCGCAGCCUCACCACCGCCUUCUUCAGGGACGCCAUGGGCUUCCUGCUGAUGUUCGACUUGACCAAUCAGCAAAGUUUCCUCAACGUCAGGAACUGGAUGAGUCAGCUGCAGGCCAACGCGUACUGUGACAGUCCAGACAUCGUGCUGGUGGGCACCAAGGCCGACCUGCAGGAUGUGAGGGACGUUCACACCAGUGAGGCCAGAGAUCUGGCAGAGAAAUACGGCAUCCCCUACUUUGAAACGAGCGCGGUGUCGGGUAUUGACGUGAACCAGGCGGUGAUCGCCCUCCUGGAACUGGUGAUGAAAAGGAUGGAGCAGAGCCCUCAAGGGGCCCCCAGCACUAAACCCAACGGCAGCUCCGUCACCAGUCAGGAAGUCCAGGAGGCUCCUGUCCGUGGCAGGUGUGGCUGUUGAUGGUUCCACCACCUUUUCACAUCCCCCCCCCCCCCCCCCCCCCCACACACACACACACACACACACACACACAAUGACACUGUGUUUUUGGAAUGCUGCUGUUAUCUGGAGCUUGACUUGGGCGCCUGCUAGCUGUGAUCUGGAAAUCAACAAAAAAAAUCAUCCAUACUUAUUGUUAUUACAGUGUGAAUUCCUCUGUUGACAUCUGCCGUCUGCAGACGUUAUUUAUUUACAGCUUGUGCAUUGUGAGAAUAGAGAGAGAGAGAGAGAAGAAGGAAAGGAGUACUCGAUUUGUAUAUGGUAAGUGAAUAUUGGUAUUGUUGUAAAACAAAUUGAACGUUUCAAAUGCACCACGGUGUUGCACCCUUGACUUUAGAGUAGAGACCGUGUCUGUCCCACGGCCACUUCAAUUAAAUAAAUCAAAAGUAAGCAGAAGAGGAGUCGUACACAAUAACCUUAUACAAGUUAACACCAUUAUUUCAGCAGUGCAACAAAAUAGGUCUAUUAAAUGUGGUCUCCUAAAUAUUCGAUCUCUGUCAUCUAAAGCUGUGUUACUGAAUGAUUUAAUAUCAGAUAAUCACAUUGAUUUAUGUUGCCUAACUGAAACCUGGCUGAGCCAUGAAGAAUAUGUCUGCCUGAAUGAAUCGACUCCUCCAAGUCAUAUUAAUACUCACAUUCCUCGAGGCACCGGUCGAGGAGGUGGAGUAGCAGCCAUCUUUGAAUCGAGCCUAUUAAUUAAUCCUCAACCAAAAUUACACUACACCUCAUUUGAAAGCCUUGUUCUUAGUCUUUCACAUCCAACCUGGAAAACACUACAGCCAAUUCGAUUUGUGAUUCUGUACCGGCCACCAGGUCCAUAUUCAGAGUUUAUAUCUGAAUUCUCAGAAUUUAUAUCAAGUUUGGUUCUUAAAACCGAUAAAGUUAUUAUUGUUGGAGAUUUUAAUAUCCAUGUGGAUGUUGAUAAUGAUUGCCUUAGUGCUGCAUUCAUCUCCUUGUUGGACUCGAUUGGCUUCUGCCAGACAGUACAGAAACCCACUCACAGCUUUGGCCACACGCUU
Pseudoliparis swirei is the source of this 1822-nucleotide messenger RNA. Its product is annotated as ras-related protein Rab-27B-like. The record is from RefSeq and is a predicted model, not a curated record. Gene Ontology annotation, biological process: positive regulation of exocytosis; melanosome transport. Gene Ontology annotation, molecular function: GTP binding; GTPase activity. The coding region runs from base 108 to 764 and encodes 218 amino acids. The transcript has 5 exons. Gene Ontology annotation, cellular component: secretory granule; melanosome. Lineage: Eukaryota; Metazoa; Chordata; Actinopteri; Perciformes; Liparidae.